This is a messenger RNA of Planococcus citri (citrus mealybug), 12065 nucleotides long. It is a transcript of the gene Dis3l2, whose product is annotated as Dis3 like 3'-5' exoribonuclease 2. Bases 269 to 3673 code for a protein of 1134 amino acids. Gene Ontology annotation, biological process: mRNA catabolic process; miRNA catabolic process. Gene Ontology annotation, cellular component: P-body. Gene Ontology annotation, molecular function: RNA binding; 3'-5'-RNA exonuclease activity. The record is from RefSeq and is a predicted model, not a curated record. The transcript has 20 exons. NCBI's taxonomy places the organism in Eukaryota, Metazoa, Arthropoda, Insecta, Hemiptera, Pseudococcidae.
CGUGAUAAGAAAUUCAGAGAAAAACAGCAAAUGAAGCAAUUUUUCUCGUUGAAGAAUCGGAAUAGUUCGACUGUAAAUUACGUUUAAAUGAAAAUGUGUAUCGUCGAAAGUCGCAAGAUAACGUAACGAUGCCUACAACGAUUUCAAACCGUACUAAAUCGUCGUAUUUGAAAUGUAAUCGUAUGUAUAGAAGAGCAUAUUUUGGAACUUGAUAUUAGCGAUUGAAUCGAUCUUUAGCUAUACCACCGUUCAAUCUAAUCGUCACACCAUGUUACCUACGUCCAGUAUGCUGAAGGCAGCUAAGAAUGCAGCUAACAACAACGAAGCUCACGUAAGCGUCCCUUUCGUUACGUCGAAUAACGGGAAUCGACCUCAAUCCAAAGUCUACCGCUCGCAGCACAACUCGGUGAAAAAUCAGGCCACUAUUCGUACAAGUACUCCGACUCGUAAUCGAUCGAAAAGCUCUUCCGUUAGUGAUAAAAAUACAAUCAGAUUGAUCGAUUUCGAAGACCUGACGUCAACUCGAGCUAGUUCCGAAACACUGUCUACGUGUACGAUCAACUCGAAUUACUCUCAACCGAAUUUCAAGACUUCCUGGAGACGCAGCUUAUCGAACUCGAAUCAUUUCGACGACCUGCCUGCACCUUCAACUAGUAUAAAUUCUUUGGUGAUAACGAACAGUCGUCUGAUACAGGACUCAAGUCAAAAUCAUUGUUUAUCCGGCGGUAUUCCUUCGACCAGCACCAACUCCUUGGUUAUCACUAAUAGUCGCCUAGCAUCGGAGAUAAAUUAUAAUCGAAGUCUAUCCAGUAUUACCUUCAACGACGAAAUUCGAGUAGCUUUACCAGCGAACGUAGCUCUGCAAGAUGUACGGGAAUGUCCUUCUUACCACGUCGCUCAUUUAUUACGGAUCACUAGAGAGAAAAAUAUUCAACUGAAGAAGAAACGAAAACGAACCAAAAAGCUCAAAGAUGAGCCAGUUCCUGCCCAACGUUCGGUUAAAACAACCAACCAAAACGUUCAUCAACUACCCACCAACGAUGCAGUUCCCAAUACCUCGAAGAGUACGUCUACAAACCAACAACCUACCGAUUCUUCCACUCCAGCUUCUUCCUCGAGUACUACAACACCAUUCAAGAAAUUUUCACCCGAUGAUUUAUUAAAACUUCGUGAUCCGAGUAAAGUUGAGGAAGCAGACUUGAAAGAACGUUUGAAAGAUCUCAGACUAUACGUAGAUCGAAUACAACCACCUUCCUUCAGAUCUUUCCAGCCUCAGAAGAAACCUACGCUUGAAAAUAUCUCAAUUGCUCCCGAUACGAAGAUUAAAGAAUAUUUACAAUCUUCCUGGAAUGAUUUAGACGAUGACGUAGAAGAAAGAACCAGUCGAGAAAUAUACGAAAAAUUGAGAAAAUUGGCGGAUAAUUUCGAAGAAGAAAGACCAGAUCUGAAAUCUAACGAAAUCACUCCCGAAAAGAAAUCGAAAAAGAAGAAAAAAUGGAAGAACGAAGCUAACGAAUCGAGGACUAAAUCUCAAAGCGAAUCCGAAUCAAAUUUACCAUUCGAGAAAUUCUACACCGAAGACCAAGCGUUGAAAGGAUUACAAGAAGGCACCCUGUUCAAAGAAGUGAUCAGGAUAAACCAGAGAAAUUACAAAGAAGCUUACAUCUCCAUGGAUGAUGGUCGUGAUAUUUUCAUCGAUGGUGUAUACGAUCGUAAUCGAGCUCUAGAUGGCGAUGAAGUAUUCGUCGCUUUGCAUCCCGAAGAGAAAUGGAAGGUUCACAACGACGAAUCAGUACAAAAAUGCGGAAAAGUCGUCUAUAUAUCGAAAAGGAAUCAUCCAGGAACAGCCGUAGGCCAUUUGAAGAUAACCUUCAAACGAAAUAAAAUAGAUAAAUUCAUCCUCUGUCCCAGAGACAGUAGACUGCCCAGGAUCAAAAUACCCGUCAAUCUGUGUCCGCCUAAUAUGAAAAAAGAUCCAAAACAGUACGAAAAUAUCCUCUACGAAGCUAAAAUAAUCAAAUGGGAUACGGUCAACUUCGCCGAAGGAAUUUUGAUUCAAGAACUAGGACAACAAAACGAUACAGAAACCGAGACCAAAUGUAUUUUGCUGGAGAAUCAUCUAGCUGUCGAACAUAUAGAAAAUUAUCAACAAUAUUUGCCUUCGAUCGAUGAAGCUGUCAGUGAAAAUGAAUUCGAGAAUAGGCUCGAUUUAAGGACGCAAUGUAUAUUUUCCAUAGAUCCAAUCGGAGCUAAAGAUCUGGAUGACGCAUUAUCGUGUACCGAAUUACCCAACGGUAAUUUUGAAGUCGGUGUACAUAUCGCCGACGUAAGUUAUUACUUGACCCCGGAUACACCUUUGGAUAUAAACGUUCGAGAAAAAGCCACCAGCGUUUAUUUAGUCCAAAAAGUAUUCCACAUGUUACCCAAUGAACUUUGCUCGUACUGCUCUUUGACGCCGGGUGCGGAUAAAUUGGCAUUUUCAUUAUUCGUCGAGUUCAACAAAGAUGCUCAAAUAGUCGAUCAUCGAUUUUCGCGAUCUGUGAUACGGUCUUGCAGUCAAUUCACUUAUCAAAAUGCUCAGGAAAUAAUGGAUAAAGAUUUCGACGAACUGGAUCCGGCGAAUUUUCCUCCCAUCGAGAACGGAUUCACUUUGAACGACUGCGCCGAAACGAUCACGAGUUUACAAUUUUUGGCCAGAAAACUGCGAAAAAGAAGAUUCGACGAAGGAGCUUUGAAAAUCGAUCAGCCCAAGAUUGUAUUCAGUUUCGAUGAUAAUCAAGUGCCAUCGUCUUAUUCCUUAUUUGUCCCUAAGGAGAGCAAUUGGCUCAUCGAAGAAUUCAUGUUGAUCGCAAAUAUUCUGACCGCGAAUCGUAUUCGAGAAAAGUACCCCGAUUUAGCCUUACUUAGGCUGCAUUCGUCUCCGUUGGAAAAAUCACUUUCGACGGUUAUCGAUAAUUUGGAGAAAAUAGGCAUCUAUAUUGACAUUUCGAAUGCUGGUUCGAUUUAUCAUUCGAUGAUGCGAUACGAAGGUUGUGACGAGAUUGGAAUCGCUCGAAUGGCUGUGAUUGUUAAUUUACUCGUUAAACCGAUGUUGAAAGCUAAAUACGUCUGUUCGAGUAGCGAGACGGAAGAUGAUGCGAAAUAUUGGCAUUACGCUUUGAACGUACCGUUUUACACGCAUUUUACGUCGCCUAUAAGAAGAUACGCCGAUAUCGUAGUCCAUAGAUUAUUGGCUAGCUCUCUAGGAUACUGCGAAUUACCCAAAUGGUCAUCUGUCGACGUUCAAAGCAUCGCUGAUAACUGCAAUAGAAAGAAGAACGAUUCAAAGAGAGCCUCCGAAGCGAGUGCCGAUUUAUAUUUGAGGCUUUAUCUAGAGAAACAUGGUCCUAUGCAGGUUCGAGCUGUGGUCAUCGAAGUCAAAGAACGAUUUUUCGAGGUAGUCGACCUAUCAACCAGGAAAGCUAAUCGAGUUUAUGUAGAUAAAAUAAGACCAGCUCAAGUGAAAUUCGAAAAUAACGAAGGUACGAAUUCAUUACUGGUGACGUGGAAUGGAGACGGCGUGAACCCCACAAUAGAUCAGAUUAUCCAAAUGUUUACCAUUAUCAACAUCCAAAUGGCCUACAACAAACCACUGAACAAACUAACCGUGACGCUUUUAAAACCUUCAUCGUGAUUUUUAACCCCAUCUCUGUACGUAUAUUUCUCCAAUUAUUGACGUGGUAUAAUUUUGUGAAACUCCUUCCCCAACUUCGCUCCUUGUAUACAUUUUUUUUAAAAACGAUUUUUUUAUUUUAUGUUUGAAAGUAAUAUUACGAUAAUGUCGAGUGACAAAUUUGUUAUCUUGUGUAUUUUUUUUUCUUUCGUGACGUAUUAUUUAUUAUUGUGAAUUUGCAAUUUUUUCAUUUUUGAUAAAACAUUUUUGUUAUCGAAUUUUUUCUUUUUAUUUGACCUGCGUUAUACGUGUAAAAUUUUUUAUUGUUAUGCGUGUUGUUAUUUAAUUUUUUUUAUUCCGACGUGAAAGAAGUUUUGUGACGGAGUUGGAGAGAAGAAGAUUGAGUUAUUUUAUUGUUUUUUUACAAGGGUGAAAUAUUUUGAUUAUUUUUAAACAAGUUUUUGACAAAUUUUUUAUGUUCGUUUUUUAACGUUACAGUGUAAAUUAUUGUUUUUCAAAAAUUCGAUUCUUCCGUUUCUCAGAAAAAAAUUGUAAUAAAAAAUUUCGAUAAUACGACUUGGUAGUUUUAUGUUUACCAUAAAUUUAUUUUAAAAACAAAAAAAAUGAAGAAAAUUAAUAAUUGUCACGUAGAAAAAGUGCACUAUCUAGCGGUGAUAUUGCCAUCACACGAAGUGUUUUUAAUAACUAAAACUAUUCCGGAUUCACUAUAAAAACGUUGAAGUUUGAAACGAAGACGAGAAAGCUAAGAUUGAAAAAAAUAUCUGAAAAUAAGAAAUUAUUUCUAUGAUUCUAUGCCAACAUAUUGCAUUUCAAUUUCAUCAUCCCUCACUUGUUGGAAUUAUCACUUUAGUUGGAAUGCUUCAAGUUGGAAUCAGUAGAAAACGAAUCGUUCGAAACCGGUUAUCGAAGUGGAGGGGAGCGAAUCAGCCAUCACUGCCAUCAGGCGAAUAGCGCCUCCGGUGCCGGUGCUGAUGAUGUAUUGUAUUAUUAAUAGUCGUUGCUCGUUGCCUUAUUGCGUCGUAUUUCGGUAUUUUACUAUUCUCAUCGUGAAAGUUUAAAUCCUCCAUCUGGUGUCGGUUGUAUUAUUUUUUACUCGCUCAUCGCUCUUUCGUUCUCGCGUAAUCGUGUAGUGUAAUUUGUUUAAUGUUUGGACUUUUAUAAAGUGUUGGUCACUCAGUAAGGCAAUGCAGAGUUCCAAGUGUGUUUCAAGAAUCAAGAACUGCGGUCUUUCAACGAAAAGGUUUAUUUAUGCAGUCACAGAGGAAUCCAUCGUACUGCAUCAUUUGUGUUUACGAACGUCAUGGUUAGUACAAAUUUCCUUCCGAAAAUGAUGGGAUAUGAACUCGCGUAUGUGAAUAAGCAGGAGGAAGAAUCGUGCAUAUUGUAUGGCUAGCCGGUGAUAAAGCGAUCAACGACGAUGUAUUUUCAUUUUCAGUGAUGAAUGACGAACAGUUAAUGGCAGUACGUCCUGUAAAAUGCAAGAAUUACUUGAUCAAUUUGCUUUUAAACCACCUCGCUCAUUACUUAUUAUGAGAAAAUGAAAAUUACUUGCUAUUCAAGAAAUCCUGCUCUUGUACAUAAGUAAUUAAUAAUUAUUAUGACAAUUACGACGUACUAGAAUAUGCGUACUUUCUACCUCAUACUUACUUUAGGUAUUGUGUUCGUUUUAAAUUUAAGUAUUAAUUAUGUGUAAUUUAUGAGUAAUUCACUCACAGAAAACCAAUGAUUACUGCCUCAAUAGCCUUUAUUUAUCCUUAAAAUUUUAUUUUACCUUACCUGAAAUUCUGGCUUCAACAUCACAAAUGUGUUUCACUGCAUAUUCUUUCUCAGGGUAUCUAACAGGUAGUGCAAGUAGUGAAAGUAGUGAAAAAGUAGUGAAUUUUGUUAAAAAGGUAGUGAAAAAAUGAAAAAUUCAAAUUCGUUCCUUUUUCUCAAUCUUUAUUCUAUAGAAAAGAGCUCAUUUGUCGACUUUUUUAGAGCUUGAAUUACACAUUUUUGAAAGCUUCUGCCCUCGCUUCGCUCGGGCUCGUUUGCUUUUUUUUCAGUUUUAAAUUUUUUCAAAAAAAAAAAAAUUUGAAUUUUAAAAUUUUGAAGCAAAGUAAUAAGCUUCUUAUAAUUCACCAAUUCAUCACUCUAAAAAUCAUCGUUUUUUACAUUAUGUGCCUCUCUCUUGAAAUAAAAAAUUUGGUUUGUUGAAAAAAAAGUUUUUUAUUCGCCCAAUUUCAUUACAUCAGCAAGAACCUUUAACGUGAAAAAAAUCAAAAAUUGAAAUGAUAAAAUUAUAUUUUUGACAUCCGCUUGCUUGAAAAAAAUCUUGGGAUGUUGAAGACAUUGGAAAACUAAAAGUGAAAAAUUUUAAUGUAAAGUUUUGCCUCCCCCCGGCUCCUUUUUUAAAUAAAAUCUCCAGUGUUUAAAAAAUGUCCUGCUAAAGUCCUGAUUUUUUAUUUUGAAAUUUUGUCUGACACCUUGUCUUAUAACGAAUGUAAUAAGCUCGUUUAUUUGUAUUGUUUUUUUUUCAAUAAUUUUGAUUAAAAUUACAAAUUUUCUUCCAGUUUCAAUUUUUAAACAAAAUUUUAGGUGAAAAAUUCGACUUUGUCAAUUUUUUUGUGUGUAUGGGGGAGGGGGGGGGGUCGAGUGGAUGGCAUUCUGAAAAUUUGUUUGAAAAAAGGUAGUGAAAAAAGUAGUGAAAAAGUAGUGAUUUUUUCACAAAAAAAUCCGUUAGAUACCCUGUUUUUGAUCUGCGGUCAAUUCAAAAGAGAAUAAUUGCGAGUCUAAAUAAAUUGCACUGAGCAUGGCAACAUUUUCCAUCAGAGUAUCUCUGCGUUUUAUCAUGUUGGCGACCAAUUCAUUGAUAAAUGCCAAACCUUUACAUGCACCAGAUGAUUUCAGAUUUUUACAAACAUGUAAUUUAUGAUAAAUUAUCAAUUUUAAUUAUUUUCACCUAUAUCGGAGGUUGAAACGUGACACAUGUUCCAUAUUUUAUGGAUAUCAACUGAUAACGUCCGAUUUUUAUAUAGCAACUUCUUAGUUGCGAGGUGAUGGCAUAACAUCUAAUCCUAUGAAUGACACUUUUCUCUUCUGCCUGUGGUGCUCGAAAUUUAGCUGCACUAGCUCGUUUUUUCUUAGUUGAAUAAAUUCUUUCUCGAGGUUGUAUAUGUAUUCCUUACAUAAUCACGACCAUUUGAUUUAUUAUCUUUCUUACAGACAUCCGUGCAGAUUUUAAAAAAAUAUCAAAUUCAAUGCAUAAUUGAACCUUGUUCAAAUAUUUCAUUACCAACUUUUGAUUAUCUUUAGUUUUCGCCAAAUUCAGAACCGAAUUAAAUUUCGUCUUCAAAUCACCUUCACUGACUAAUAGUUAUAUUCUUGAUUUUUGUUGAAAUAACCGAGUUGUUGAUACUUUCGGGUGAUUCCACACUCAAAGAAAUACAUGGUAAUCAUUCAAUAGAAAUUUAGUAACUCUUAACUAUUCCCUUACAGAAUAGGAAAAGUGGGACAUGAGCAAAAUAUAGCAAUGAUUUCAUACAUUUUAUGAACUGUUGAAAUUUUAGAUAAGGAAUGAUUUUUUUUAUGGGAGGGAAUGCAAGUCUUGCUGUCAAUGAAUCAUUACCAAAAUAGUUUGAAUUAUUCUCAAUUAAAAUAGGAGCUAUUUCAUUGCAAUAUCAUAACCAUUUCCACUCAGGGAAGUAAUUAUUCCAAUACUGUAAAGUCACUAUUUAUAUUCAGUUAAGGAAUCAUUCUUUUACUGAUUAUAAAUAGUGACUUUACAGUAUUGGAAUAAUUACUUCACUGAGUGGAAAUUGUUAUGAUAUGCAAUGAAAUAGCUCCUAUUCCAAUUGAGAACAAUUCAAACCAUUUUGGUGAUGAUUUCUCUCCCAAGAUGAAAUAAUUCUCAGUAUGUUUGACAAUGAUUGCUAUCCGAAGGAAAAUCAUUAUUCAACAUAUUGGGAAUGAGUAAUUUAUGAGUUUCAGGCAAUUAAAAACUCUGUCAAAUUUUUUAAUUACCUGAAACUCAUAAAUCACUGAUUGACAGAACUCAAGACAAUAAUUCAAUGAAAUUAAACAUAAUUCAAACAAUGAGUCCUUGUAUUAAAAUUUUUCAAAACGAAAAACGACUUUUAAUCAUAGUAUGUAAGAAUCAUUAAAACACUUAAAAAGUAAGUAAAAAGUUUUUAAAAAAGUACAAAAAACAUCGUAAGUAAUUGUAGCAUUGAAAAAAUUGAAAAAAAACUCAAAACUUUGAAAAAAAGUAAGUAAAAAGUUUUUAAAAAAGUACAAAAAACAUUGUAAUUAUAGUAUUGAAAAAAUUGAAAAAAAACUUAAAACUUUGAAAAAAAGUAAGUAAAAAGUUUUUAAAAAAGUACAAAAAACAUAAUAUGUAACAUUGCAAUUUUUUUAACAUCAGAAAUUAAAACAUUCACCAUUAUAUGCUUCUCUUUCAAUGAAUUGAGUUCGUAGCGCUUGGAGAACAAAAAGUAAUAAUUACUGUAUAAGAGUCAUUAAGUCAUUUGCAGUCUGAAACAAAAAGGAAACAAAUUUCAGUAAUAAAAAAAUAAGUACCUAAAUCAUUUGUUGCAAGGCUUGAUACCAUUUUAACAAUUAUUUUUGUCUAGAAAUUGAUACUUUUCUCAACUUUUUGAUAAGAAGCAAAACUUUUGUGAUUUUUUACCAAAAAAACAAAACUUUUAGUAGAUAAAUAUUCAGCAUUUUGGCAAAUUUUGGCAAAAAAUCAAUAUUUUUCUCGAUUUUAGGUACCUCACAUUGCUAUAAAGUGUUGCUUGGAGCUAAACAUCUCACUUUUUGUCAAAUAUUUAUCAAACAGUUGAGCUUCCUAACAAAAAAUGAAAUAAUUUGACUUCUUGGCUAAAAAAAAAAAAAACUAAAAAUUUCAUAUUUUAGCCCAGAACUGCCUUUCAAUUGAAUUUUCACAUAAAAUUUGACUUCUUGGCUAAAAAAAACUAAAAAUUUCAUAUUUUAGCCCAGAACUGCCUUUCAAUUGCAUUUUCACUUUUUCAACAAAAAUGUCUGAGAAAAAAACGUGUUAAAAUUGGAAAAAAUUCAAAAUUUUAAAAAAAUUUCCCUUUAAUAAUGUAUUGUAACUAAAAUUGGGAAAAAAAUUAUUUUUACCAAAAUUUGCGGAAAUCUAUAGUAUUUUUAAAUGAAAAAGUCUCACUUUUUAUAAAACACGUAUUUUUUCAAAAUUAGUUCUCGUUUUUCACUUUUUUAAACAAUAAUUUCUAAAAAAAAAAAUUCUCAAAAUUUGGAAAAACUCCAACAUUUUACCAAAAUUUGUGGAAAAUUUCACUUUAUCGCCUAAAAUUGAGAAAAAAAGUAUUUUAAAUAGUAAACUAACCUCCACAUGUAUUAUGAAAGAAAACUGCUGUUCAGCUUUCAUUGGUCCAGUUUUUUUGUACAGGAGUAACAGUCCACUAAUUUACCACAGGCAAGUGUUUUAUUUCCAGCUUUGUCUCGAUUAUGCACAUAGUACAUGGAUUCGUAUUCGGUUGGGAAUAAGGCAACGAUUUCUUUACUGAGAUGAACAAACGUCUCUGGAGUGAUUUUGAAUUUUCCAAAUUUAUCAGAGCAAUUUCUCGCUCUUUGGUAAUCGCUAAAUGAACGAUGAUGGAUCGCAUUGGAGGCGUCAGCUGUGAUGCUAAAGUGAAAUCACUGUGAUUUGGAAUGAUAAUGAUUUUAUUUGUAGUUUUGGAAUCAACCCUUUCUAUUUAGUAAUCAUUAAUUUUGUAUAUCCAAAUCAUUUUUAAACUUUUAUUAAAAAAUUCAUUACAGAAUGUUUAGAAAUGAAUACAAAAUCCCAUAGUAAUGAUUUUUUGAAAGAAUAGGAAUCUAGCACUUUGCUUAGUUGUCAUGGAACCAUUACUUUACCUUGGGAACCAUUCCUAAUUUCAAAAUAGAAUUUCUUUCAGUGCAGAAUUGAACAAUGAGCAUUAGCAUAAUUAAUAUCAACACACUUUCCCUUCUAUAAAAUUUACAUAUUUGCUACGAGUAUAAAUUUACCAGUUUCUGGAAUAAAAACCGUGUUAGUAUCCAUUACAACCAACAAGAAACCCACGAACAUGGUUCUCUCAUCGAAUUUAGCCAAUAACAAAGUUGUUACAAAAUGUGACAAACAGCCAAACCGUUUUACGAGUAUAUUGUAUUUUACAGUACGUGGCUUUUUAACAAACAUGGUAUAAGGGCACUUUCCUCUCAGAGUUUUCUUUUGGUGUAAGAUUGUGUAUGUCAACAGCAUACUGAAGAGCCCAUGCCCACAUUUCUUUUGGAAAACCUGAAUCUAUUAUUAAACAUCUGAUUAACCUUUGAAGACUAAAAUUUAACAUUGAGAUAAGCUGAUACUGGUUUUAGAGUAAAUUUUUCCUUUUAACCUAACUCUUUGAUAUCUUCUGUAAGAUACUCUGUAACUGUACCAUUAUCUAAACAAAAUUCGUGAAUAUGUACAUACUUGCUGUUUUACCUUUUAUUGAUCCGAUAUCAUUGAGAAGCUUAGAAACGGCAAUAUGAACGGAUCUUCUAUCCGGUAAUGGGUAAGCUCAAAUAGGUAUAUCGAGUAGCAUCCUCUGUAUACGUUUUAAUGUAUACCUAUUGCCAAAUUGAAAGCUUAAUGGCGAAACUGGACCCAUGUAUACAGAUCUCGCAUUCCUGAAUAUCUGUAUUUUUCUUCUCGAAGUCAAUAUUUUUCAGUUCAGGGAUAUUGUGGAGCUUUUUGUAAGGUUUGGGGUAAAAAGAUGGGAAAAUAACUGUCAUCUUACUGUUUUUCUGUAUCGUCAUCUUUACUUAUUUUAUUGACAUGACGACACCUAGGUAUGAUAAAGGCGAACCUUACUGGCUAUAACACUGCUUUAAAUACAUUUUCAUUACUACCUAAAGCUAAAAUGAAGAACUUGUACAAUAUGUAAAAUGUUAAAUAGAUUUGUAAUGUUGAGUUUGAUAAAUAAUAAUAGCAUUAAAAGUACAUACUUGAUUUUUGCUUGAUUGAGCAUCGAUUUUUGUACUGUUGAUGAGUAUUUUAUACGUAUUCGUAGUAGGUAUAAGUAGUUUAAAUGUGCAGGCGUGUAUUAACGCACAAUGGGAAAUGGAACCCCCCCCCCCCUUGGUUUCUUAAACUCGCCAAAACACCUUAAUCUUCCCCGCAUUUCUUAUAAGUAAUUUAACAAAGGCUUCACCUUGCAUCGACGUAACAUCGCUAAUGUACCGCAAUCUGCUGAUAUACAUACAUAUGUUAUGUACCUAUUAAAGCCACAAAGUAAAAAAGCAAAUUUAUAAUAAUAUGGGAACAAAAUUUUGAAAAUAUUAGGGUUGGCAAAAAAACAGACAUGUUUUAAACAGUGUUUUAAACAGCCCCAAAAAAAUUAUAGUGUUUGAAACAAGAAAAGCAAACGUUGUUUUUUUUUAACUAAAAAAAAAAGGGGGUUUUCUUAAAAUUUUUCAUUCAAUUCUCAGUUCAUUUUCUCACUUUCAGUCUAAAUUCGACUUGAAACGCAUUAGAAUUGAAGUCGGACACAAAUUUAACCAAAAAAAAAAACUGUCAAUAUCCUCAUAAUAAAAUUCAUCUUACCUUAAUUCAUCAUAUUAUUAUGAAUGUUUAUUACGGUACGAUCUACGACGAAAUGAAUACACGAAAACGUACACGCGUCCAAGUGGACUGUAAUUGAAUAAUAACAGAGUAGAAUAUGUAUUCCUAAACAGUGAAUUAUGGCAAUAUUAACAUUUUUUGCACUAAAAAAGCAACAAAUGACACCUUUGAAUGUAAAUUUCAUUCAACAAAGAACAAUUAAAAUAGUUGUGAAAUUUGACUCAAACUUACUCAUGUAAGAAAAUUGAAAAAAAUGAUAAUAAAAUAAAUGCUCAUUUGAGAAUUGAGAACAUUUUUGGCUCAAACUUACAACAUUCAAAAUAAAAAAAAUUGUUUUGAAUUGACUCAAACUUACUCAUAGGAAAUUGAAAAAAAAAAUGAAACAAAUCACAAAUGCUUUUAAAAAAAAUUGAGGUGUUCAAAACAAGGACAGCAAACGUUGUUUUCCUUGACUUGAAAAAAAAACGUGUUUUUUUAAAAAUUUUCAUUCAGUUCAUUUUCUCACUUUCAGUCUAAAUUCGACUUGAAACGCAUUAGAAUUGAAGUCGAACACAAAUUUAACCAAAAAAAAAACUGUCAAUAUCCUCAUAAUUCAUCUUACCUUAAUUCAUCAUAUUAUUGUGAAUUAUGGCAAUAUUAACAUUUUUUAAACUAAAAAAAGCAGUAAAUGACAGCUUUGAAUCAAAAUUUAAUUCAACAAAGAACAAUUAAAAUAGUUUUGAGAUUUGACUCACACUUACUCAUAUAGGAAAAUUGAAAAAAAAAAAAAAAUAAAUGCUCAUUAGAGAAUUGAGAACAUUUUUG